AAAAACACGAGCAUCGCGCACAUGUCGUUACCACAUCGUGACCCACACUUCCAAUUCAAUUCAAUUCAAUUCAAUCAAUUCAAUAUAAGCGACUAAAUUUACUUCCAUACUCUCAUUCCUCACUUCCACUUCCGUCAAUCCACCCUCAAUCAAUCAACUUCAAUCAUUGAUCAUCAUCAAAUUCUUCAGUAGAACGAAUAAUGGCGAACACAGAAGAUGAAACAACGACUGUUAAUGGUGGACAACGUGUGGAAGAAGAAGAGUACAGCAGCAACAACAAUAACAAACCAGGAAAACCCCAUUUCAAAGGGGUUGAAGAAAAUUCAAAGAGUUUAUACGACGCCUUUUCAUCGCUUCUCUUUCCGAUCUUCUUCCCAGAUCCUCAUUAUCCCUCUUCUUUUUAUCGCCGAACCAAGGAUUCUUUCAGAGAGAACCUUCCGCAUGUUCGAGACGCUUCUAGAAGUACUGGGUUGAAUGUUCUUCGGUGGGCCCGUAAUGGGAGCUCUUUUCGCUUGCUCCUUGUUAUUUCUGUUGGGACAAUUACCCUUCUAACCUUGACAGGGGUGCUAGUUUUUUUGCUGUUUUUGGCAGCAGCAACUGUCAAUGCAAUCAUCCUAUCAAUUUUUAUGUCUUUGGCUGCUGCUGGCGGCUUCUUGGCUAUUUUCUUUGCCUGUCUAGCAGGAAUCUACAUCGGGGCAUUGUCAAUUGCUUUUUUUGUCAUUUCCUCUGUGACAAUAGCAGCAAUCAUAACCGCGCUCAUUGUUACAGGCUGGAUUGGAUUCUUUUGGAGUCUGUGGCUGGUAACAAAGAAAAGUGCCGGCAUUGCAAAGCACUCAGUGACUGUCACUGGUUCAGCACUUACAGCAUAUACCUCAGGUCGGCGGAAUAACCAUCAUGAUUGAUACUGAUCAUGAAAAAGAAGCCGGACACCAUGUAUGUAUCUGGAGUCUGCAUAAAUUGUGAAAAUAAGUCCGACAUGUUUGGUGCAUAAGCUUCUUAUUGAUAGCUAUGGUUUUCAGUAACUAGUGCUGAGCACAAACAAUGAUGUCUAUGAUCUGAUGUAUGAUGUAUGUAUAUGUCGGGGCUGGCUUUGUAGUUUUGGCUGCUCUCUGGAAUGCUUUGGCGUUGAUCAAGCUUAGAGCUGUGUAGUGUGCUUAUGUAGUAGUAUUUGUCAAGUAUAGAAGAAAAGAAUAUUAUCAAGAUUUGAAUACGUAAAGUACACGAAGAUAGGUAAAGUGCAAGUUAUAUAAAAUCAAAAUAUAUUUGAAUAGUAAUGGAAUCAAUCCCAUGACAAGAUAUUACUUAAUGAAGUAAUGUUACUAAAUGUAACAGUAUUUUCUCUA
Messenger RNA from Spinacia oleracea (spinach), 1343 nucleotides. RefSeq lists its product as uncharacterized. Bases 201 to 902 code for a protein of 233 amino acids. Lineage: Eukaryota; Viridiplantae; Streptophyta; Magnoliopsida; Caryophyllales; Amaranthaceae. The transcript is spliced from 3 exons. The record is from RefSeq and is a predicted model, not a curated record.